AUGUUCAAAAGAUCUAAAGUAACAGAUGGGACGGGCGCUGGCCAAGUGGGCAUCAGGAAAAAAUCUCGGGUCCCUGGAGUAAUGAUUACACAGUUUAUAGAGACGCUGCCUGAGGGGAAGAGCCAUCCAGACUUUACUCGAAAGCCAAUUGCUUUGACCAUCCAAGAAGGCAAAUUUGCCUUCUUUAAAGCCAUUGUUACUGGAGACCCUAAACCGACUGUGGCAUGGAGCAGAAAUAACGGCGAUGUCUCUGAUACGUCAAAAUAUCAAAGCAAAUACGACCCAAACUCCAAUGAGCACACAUUUGAGAUGCCAAAUGUCAGCGCUGAUCAAGCAGAUACAUAUAAGUGUUUUGCGACAAAUGAAUAUGGACAAGCCUUUGUCACAGUUGUUCUAAACGUGAUUGAAGUUGGCUUCAAAAAGAAGAAAGCAGAUCAGCAAAAUGCAACAGAAACCGUCAACGGUGAUUUUAAGACCGUUCUAAGAAGAAGUAAAGUGGGUCCCAAAUCAGCACAAACCGAGAAAAAGGAUGGAGAAAUAGAUCCAAAAUUUUGGGAGCUCCUUCUGAGUGCUGACAAAAAAGAUUAUGAGAGAAUCUGUUCGGAGUAUGGAGUGACUGACUUUCGCUGGAUGCUGAAGAAACUCAAUGAAAUGAAGAAAGAACGAGAAGAAGAACAAGCUGAGUUUGUCAAGAACAUCUCUAACUUGCGGCCUAUCCGGGUCAAUGCAGAUGGUACUGCAUCCUUUGAGAUUGACAUGGAUCUUCUUGAACAGAGCAGCUCCAUAUACUUGUAUAAGGAUGGUGAGAUGAUCCCAUACACAAAGGAACUGGGAGACACGAUGAAGCACAGCCUCAGGAGAGUAGGGAGAAAGUAUAUUUUCAGUAUGAGGGAUCUCAGGCCGGAAGAUGGUGGUUUCUACCAGUUGGACGUAGAAGAUGUUAAUAUAUUUUCUACUGAUUUCAAAAUUCCCAUGGUGGAUUUUUUGGUGAAAAUCCAGGAAGUGAAGGCAAUGGAACGAGAGGACGCAGUUUUUGAAUGUGUUAUAUCGAAACCUCUCACCAAGAUCUCAUGGUUUGGCAAGAAUCUGCCCUUGGAGCAAGGAGAUAAAUAUGAUAUUGAGGUUUCCGAAGACAAGCUCAUCCAUAGACUGGUGGUGAAAGACUGCAUGGUGGUGGACAAAGGAAUUUAUUCCGCGUGUGCCGGAAUAAAAUCCUGCAAUGCCUGGCUUGUCGUUGAAGCUGAUAAAGAUACAGAUCAGGGCAAGAAGUCAGUGAGGAAAACAACAAAGGCCGGAGGAUCCGGUAUUGAUCUGCAGAAGGUGGCCCAAGAGCAAAAUGCAAAGUUGGAGAAAGAGAAAGAGGAAGUGAAAGCUGCCAAAGAAGCUGAAGUUGUAGCACCAAAACCAGGAAGCGAUAAACCAGCAGACGUGGCACCAACUAGAUCGGUUGUGAAAGUGGAAAGCGAUGAAUGUUUAACAGGAAGUGAUAAAGUGGCCUCUGUUCAAGUGGUUUCGGAGGAAAUAGGCAGUGUUAAGGUGACAAAACCAGAGCCGCCACCUGUAGCUCCAACAAAUGAGCCUGUGGUUACGUGCGGACUCACCGAUAUAUAUUUUCUGCGUGGGAAGCCGGCUGAAUUAAAAGUCACAAUGAACAUGGACUGCGAAGGCAUCUGGUAUAAAGACGGAGAGCCGCUAAGCGCAGGCGCUGGGAUCAACAUAAGCAAAGAUUCCACCUCUCACACACUGACUUUUCAACACUGCCGAGAUGAUGACUCUGGAAUUUAUCGCUUUGUAUCAGGGGAUCAGAGUACGCAGGGAAAAGUCACAGUCGGAGAUGUACCCGAAUUUGACCCAGACGACCUUCACAAGUUCUCCAAGCCCUUGACAGUAAGAGUGGGGCAGAACGCCACUUUCAAGAUGCCUUUCGCAGCCCAGGAGUCUUUGAUCGUUAACUGGUAUAAGAAUGGUACAGAGGUCAAAGACGGCGGAGGAGUGAAGAUUGUGAGGGAGCCCAAUCACAGCCGGCUGCUCCUCCGAGACUGUCUACGGACAGACGCAGGGGAAAUUAAAAUCCAGCUGAAAAACGCAUUUGGGGCGGUGGAGGCCACAUCUCAGCUUUUUGUGCUUGAUCGUCCAACUCCACCAGAGGGUCCGGUGGAGAUUCUAGAAACUACGUCCUCUCUAAUCGAGAUUAAGUGGAAACCUCCCAAAGAUGACGGUGGUUCUGUUGUCACAAACUACAUCAUCGAACGACAGCAGCAAGGCCACAAUCUGUGGACUAAACUCGGGGAUGUCUCUGGAGAUAAGACCUCCUUCAGGGACAGGAAUGUGACCCACGGGAAGAAGUACAACUACCGCAUCUACGCAGAGAACUCUGAGGGCCUCAGUGACAUGUUGGAGACCACCGAUAGCAUUAUGGCCGGCAUAAUGAUACUUUCUGGACCACCCGGCGCCCCCAAAGUGGUGAGUGCCUCAAAGACCUGUAUUACAUUAAUGUGGACCCCUCCGGAGGAUGACAGAGGGGUGCCCAUUAUUGGUUAUCAACUGGAGAAACGCAAAAAAGACACAAAUCAGUGGAUUCCCCUCAAUGCAGUCAACGCACCCAUUGAAGAUGUGAAUUACACAGUUAAAGAUGUCACUGAGGGAGCGGAGUAUGAGUUCAGGGUUCUGGCAAUUAAUGAGUCAGGAGCUGGGGAUCCAAGCCCCCCGUCUGCAAUGGCGUGUGCAAAGAACCCCAACAUGAGGCCUCAUUUCAAUGACCCUGAGGACUUCAUUGUCGUCCGAGCAGGAAAUUCAGCACGUGUAAAAAUUUGCUAUGAGGCUGAACCUCCACCUGAGAUCACAUGGCUCAAGGAUGAUGAACCAACACCCCCGUGGAUUCAAAUAAUCAAUUCAGAAGGAAUGUCCCAGCUUGUUAUUCCAUCAUCCAAACGUUCAGACUCUGCCAUCUACACCAUCAUUGCCAAAAACUCUGUUGGGCAGGCUUGCUUUGACGUUGAGGUUCGAGUUACAGAUGAACCCAAGUGCCCAGGACCAGUGGAGCUGGAGCAAACCAUCCAGGGGAAAGUGGUUAUAUCGUGGGCUCCCUCCCCAGACCAGGGUCUUGAUGACAGACUUUACUACAUGGUAGCUCAACGCGACUCCAAUACCAGGAUAUGGAAAACUGUGGCAGACCGCCUCUUCACUAACACGUACACAGCCAACAACAUUCUUCCUGGGAUGGAAUACCAUUUCAGGGUCUUCGCCAAGAAUGACAUGGGCCUCUCGGAUCCAUCUCAGUCACCAACAUGGGGAAUGAAUAGUAACAAAGUUCCAAUUGUCUGCCAUGCAUUCAACUCAUCGCAUAUCAGCUUUGAAAGACCCCCGUCCAUUUUGGUCCCACUGAAGGUCCACACACCCCCCAAAGGCUACCAGGUUUACAUGACGUGUGCCGUGCGGGGAUUCCCAACGCCCACCGUGUCCUGGUUCCUCAAUGACCAGUGCAUCAACUCGGACAGUAACUACUACAUCACCAACUCUUUUGGCGUAUGUUCCAUGUAUAUUCUCAGAGUGCGGCCUAAGGACAGCGGGGAAUACAAAGUGGUUGCGGUCAACUCGUUUGGCAAGGCAGAGUGUUCCACCAAACUCAUUGUUCGAGAAUGAAACAACAAAAGGACAUAUUCCGACAUGUACUUUAAAAGUGAAAAGGGUUUCGGGAAAGUCUACUCUAAAUGGAA
Molecule: messenger RNA, 3716 nt
Organism: Doryrhamphus excisus (bluestripe pipefish)
Lineage: Eukaryota; Metazoa; Chordata; Actinopteri; Syngnathiformes; Syngnathidae
Source: RefSeq, a predicted model, not a curated record